This is a messenger RNA of Melospiza melodia melodia, 1100 nucleotides long. Its product is annotated as DPY30 domain-containing protein 1-like. The transcript is spliced from 7 exons. NCBI's taxonomy places the organism in Eukaryota, Metazoa, Chordata, Aves, Passeriformes, Passerellidae. Gene Ontology annotation, cellular component: Set1C/COMPASS complex. The coding region runs from base 269 to 718 and encodes 149 amino acids. The record is from RefSeq and is a predicted model, not a curated record.
GCUGCUGCCGGCAAGGAGCCGGAGCGGGGCUGCUCUCCGAGGGAAGGCGAGCGGCCACAGCGCAUCCCGCGGCACCAGAAGCAGGGCAGACACUACGGGCUGCCGAGGACUCUCUCGGAGCGUGAGGCGAGGCGGGGUAGCGGGCCAGGCCCUCCCAGGAGCCCCAACAGCCGGCUGAUUGUUAUAACUGACCUGUCCACUGGAGCUUUUAAGCACUAAACCACUGCCAAGCAACUUGUAUGAAUUGCAAGCUUAGUAAAAGAUUUGGAUGGAGUCUCAGUAUCUGAAGCAAUGCCUGGGAGAUUGCUUGAAGAAAGGACUGGCAGAGGUUGUAGAGCAUCGGCCAGCAGAUCCAAUAGAGUAUCUUGCACACUGGAUUUACAAAUACAGAAGAAACUUAGAUGAAGAAGAAAAGAGAAUACUGGAGAGAGCUGAGCUGGAAGAAGAACGGGUGGCAGCCCAAGCAGAACUUGAAAGGUUAAAAAUCGAGGAAGAGCAGCAGAAACUGGAGGAGCAACGGCAGGCUGAGUUGGAGAAAGAACUUGCAGAGUUGGAAGCACAGAAAAAGGAAGCUGAAAGGCAGUUGCAGCAGGCAAUAGCUGAAGUUACAGAUGAACCUGAGGAGCCAGAUGAGAGUGAACCUGGUCAAACAGACCUCCCAACAGUAAUAGAAGAAGAAGAAGAAGAGGAAGAAGAAGAAGGAGAAGAAGAAAGUUAGAACUGACCUGAGAGCAGUAAAUAUAUUUUCUACUCAUUACUUGCUAUCCUGAAGUGUAGUAUCUUGAUUUAUGUGUUUUAUAAAUAUAACUGAUUUAUGUAACUUUUUUCUGGUGUGUGUUUUCAAGGUCUUUCUAUAAAGUCUGUUAUUUCUGAUAUCUAUUCUUCCUUUUUGUUCUUAAAGCAUUGUAACUAGCGUGGCUGACUUAUAGGAAGAAAAUUGCAGCUGAAAUGAAAGCAACAAAUAUAUUUUCUACUUGUUGCGUAUUGAAGUAACCAUAAUAAAUAACAAUAUAACUAAAGUGUCAAUAUGAUUUGAGGAUGGAUGCUACAAUAUGAUAAUUUGAAUAAAUGUUAAAAGAAUAAAAUAUUACUGAAAAUUA